ACGACCCAAAACAGCUCCGUUCGCGCGUUAAAUUCGCCGGUCACCUUCUCACCUCCCACCGUAUGGUCUUCACCGCUUUAACCGGUUACCCCAUCGACUCCGACGAUUCACCGUCAUAGAGUCAAAUGUUACGAAUUUCAACCUCGAAAUAGUUAUCACACCGCUGAGGAAACUUUCACGCGCCGCCGCCGCCGCAAUCCGCGUUUCAUACGAAUCUCGCAGGUAGGUUGAUGGACCAGUCUGGCGGCGGAGGAGAAGAAAAAACAGUAGCCGCGCCGGAGAAGGCGGAGGCGGAGCCGAAGGGUUCGGGGCAGGACUCGGAUCGGGUUCUGAAUCCGGAUUCAGUCGGUGAAGCGGGGCCGCUUCUCGACGAUUCGAGGGCUUUAGAGGAGAACUAUAAAGAGAUUGAGAGGGGAAAGUCGGCGAACGGUUUGAAUAGAUCGAAGAAGUCGGUGAGGUGGAGCCAAGAAUUGGUGACGGAAUCUCCGAUACCGCGGACGAUGUCUUCCGACGACCUCCGUUCAAAUCCUUAUGUCGGUUAUUCUUCAGCUUCUGGAAAUGAUAAUCCAUCUUCAUCCAAUUUCAAAAAUACAAUGGAUAAUGUUAAAGAUGUCUUGGGAAGAUGGAGGAAGAAGGUAGGAGAAGCAACGAAGAAGGCUGAGGAUCUUGCAGGGAACACAUGGCAGCACCUGAAAACUGGGCCUAGUUUUGCUGAUGCUGCUUUGGGGAGACUUGCACAAGGGACAAAAGUUUUAGCUGAAGGUGGAUAUGAGAAAAUAUUUCGUCAAACAUUUGAGACGGUUCCCGAGGAGCAACUUCAGGAUUCAUUUGCUUGUUACUUAUCAACAUCAGCUGGUCCAGUUAUGGGGGUUUUGUAUGUCUCUUCUGCAAAGCUUGCAUUUUGUAGUGAUAAUCCUCUUUCAUACAAAGCCGGUGAUAAGACAGAAUGGAGCUAUUAUAAGGUAGUUAUCCCUUUGCAUCAGUUAAAGGCUGUUAAUCCUUCAUCAAGCAGAACGAAUCCUUCAGAAAAAUAUAUCCAGGUCAUAUCAGUGGACACCCAUGAGUUUUGGUUCAUGGGCUUUCUCAACUACAACGGGUCAGUUCAGUGCUUGCAAGAUGCUUUGGAAGCGCACAACUUGCAAUCCGUGUGAUGAAUCAACCCAUCCUACAAAAGCGCGAUUCUGCAAACCCGGUUAUCAUGCCAGGUUGAUUUUUUUGUUGUCAUAUAAGAUCUGUGAAGUUUAAAGAAGAAAUAAUAAAACAUACAUGCCUUUCUAAAUUGAAGUAAAAUAUAGGAUCAUCUGCUGGUGUUAUUAGAGAAGUAAAGUUGGAUUCUCUAUUAUUGCUCUGAACUGUGAUAGGCUGAUAAUUGAAUGAGCAUUUUGCAGUC
Molecule: messenger RNA, 1390 nt
Organism: Cuscuta campestris
Lineage: Eukaryota; Viridiplantae; Streptophyta; Magnoliopsida; Solanales; Convolvulaceae
Source: the annotation of a GenBank genome assembly